AUGGAGUCCGAAGACCACGUUCUUGCUAUGACGAUUAUCAGUACCUCAUUAUUAAUAAUACAUCAACUCAUGAAAACACGCCGAAGACCCCGACGUUGGUGGCGGACAGAAUUGUAUAAACGGAGAGAAGGUAGAGAACUGCUUACUGAUAUGAAUUUUCAGCACAUAAGUGGACAAUACAAAAACUUUACAAAGAUGACGCCAACAGACUUUGAAAAUUUACUCGAGAUGAUCGGACCAAGAAUUAGUCGAAACCAUACAAAUUUAAGAGCUCCAAUUUCAAUCCAAGAUAGGCUAGCAAUAACACUUAGAUUUUUAGGUUCCGGGGACUCUUACACAAGUCUGCAGUAUACGUUUAGAGUAUCGAAACAAUCCAUAAGUGCUAUUGUACCUGAAGUGUGCGCCGCAAUAAUGGAGGAAUUAAAAGAAUACAUUAAGGUACCAACGACAGCCGAAGCCUGGUUGAAGAUAAGCAAGGAGUUUGAAGACCGGUGGAACUUUCCGCACUGUUCAGGGGCAUUAGACGGAAAGCACGUUACACUUGAAGCACCUAUCAAAAGCGGAACCGAGUUCUAUAAUUAUAAACAAAAUUUUAGCAUCGUUUUGUUUGCUCUAGUUGAUGCAGAUUAUAAUUUUCUAUUCGUAGACGUGGGAUGCCAAGGGAGAAUUUCAGAUGGCGGAGUUUUUAAAGAUACCACAUUAUAUGAUAUGAUAGAGAAUCACACAAUAAACCUGCCAUCGCCGCGUCCACUCCCCGAUAGAAAUAUUUCCAUCCCAUAUUUUUUUGUAGGCGAUAGUGCCUUUGCUUUAAGUGAAAACUUGAUGAAACCAUAUGGUGGGACACAUCCAAAGGGUUCAUCGAAGAGAACAUUUAAUUACCGAUUAAGUAGAGCUAGAAGGAUUGUUGAGAACGUAUUUGGAAUUAUAUCGUCUGUGUUCAGAGUUUUAAGAAAACCAAUGCUUUUACAGCCUGAUAAUGCUGAAUUGGUAGUUAUGGCAAUCGUUCUUCUACAUAAUUAUUUGAAACGUCAUUCUAGAAAUGUGUUCAUAACUCCAGGAUUAGUUGAUCAGGAGGAAGAAGGAAUUUUAACACGUUAA
Pieris macdunnoughi is the source of this 1098-nucleotide messenger RNA. Lineage: Eukaryota; Metazoa; Arthropoda; Insecta; Lepidoptera; Pieridae. The record is from the annotation of a GenBank genome assembly.